Messenger RNA from Macroventuria anomochaeta, 667 nucleotides. RefSeq lists its product as uncharacterized. NCBI's taxonomy places the organism in Eukaryota, Fungi, Ascomycota, Dothideomycetes, Pleosporales, Didymellaceae. The record is from RefSeq and is a predicted model, not a curated record. The transcript has a single exon. The annotation marks the transcript as partial.
GCACAAUGCAACUCACAUCAUUCGGUAACAGCCACAUAUUCACUUUCGCAUCUCCGCAGCAUGGCAGCAAAGGAAGGUGCAACCUGGUGCAAGUACAAGCACAAAGCCUUGCACCGGAGCCGAACACCAUUCGACUUCUACGAAUUCGGCUGGGCAUCAUCGCCUGUUGUUUCAGUAUAUCAUAAGGCAUGAGCGGAUCUCUGGACCCUAUGAGGCACUUUCAUAUGUUUGGGGCGAUCCGAACGAUGCCCACACAAUCCAGCUCAAGAAUGAUGGCGACUCAAAACACCGUUCCUUUGCUGUCACUAAUAAUCAGUACAGAGCCUUGCGUCAGCUCAGAGAUCCAGAAUUACCGCGGACAUUUUGGAUUGAUGCUAUUUGUAUCAACCAGAAAGAUGACGAAGAAUGAGGAUCCCGGGUUCAAUCAUGGCUAGGAUAUAUGCUUUCGCUCUUGGCCUCAGCAUAUGGCUUGGUAAAGAAGCAGAUGACAGUUUUUCCGUGCUAGAAAUGUGCCGUACUGUCCUUGCGCAUGAUCCUCCACACGUAGGUGAAUGGCAAUCAGUCGCAACUAAAAUGAACCUCACCGAGAGAGCUCUCAUAGCCUUUAUGAGUCGUCCUUGGUUCCGGCGGGUUUGGCGGAGCGCUCAUCAAAGGAAGGAUCAAUGCC